Mustela lutreola (European mink) is the source of this 1062-nucleotide messenger RNA. RefSeq lists its product as uncharacterized. The transcript is spliced from 5 exons. Lineage: Eukaryota; Metazoa; Chordata; Mammalia; Carnivora; Mustelidae. The record is from RefSeq and is a predicted model, not a curated record.
CAGAAAGGCAACAGAAGCAGAGGUGUCACAAGAAGGUUGCAGUAUUCCACAGAAGAUCUCAACUCCAAAUGGAAAAAAGAAGUCCUGGGACCACCACGAUCUGAAAUGGAAGUCAACAUAUAGGAAAUAAAGCCUCCCGAUUUCAGUUAUAAACUGUAUACAUCUUUGGGAUUUCCAGAAAAACCAUCAAGGAAUAUUAAGGAAGAACAAGGAAAGGGGAAAAGAGGUAAUUUUCAGGAAACAAGGCUUCACAUGCCCAGCAUAAGGAGUCAUCCCAAGAAGGCCAAAUCCCCUGAGUUUAUAACAACAUUCCCACAUCUGGAUUCAUAUAAAGCGAAGUUAAUGUUCAUGAAGAGUGGAAAAUAUCCAAAUGGUGUAUACCUCAAUCCCAAACCACAUGACUUUCGACAGUACCAACCCAAUUUACCAAACUUUGUGACAACUUAUGAAAGGGACCCUUUUGGAUUAAAAUUUAAAUCCAGACACUUAAGUACAGUCCAUGGGUGCCGCUCACUGAAAGAUGAUAAACAGAAGAACAGUUCAGAAAGAUUUAUCACCUACAAGCCUCAUGAAUGCACCUGGGAUUCAAAGCUAAUUUUACCAAAAGCUCCCUGGCCCAUUAAAUCUGCUUCAUUCACGAGACACAGGAGGCGGCAAGAUGUGUACAGUGCAUUUAUGGAUCGUGCGGAAGACAAGCUUACCCAAACAUGCAAGAACAGGUGGAGCAUUUCUGCCAACUGCAAAAAGUCAACAUCAACGUCGCCUUGCCCAAAGUCGUCUGUGGCUGCCGAAGCUGCCCACAGCAAGUCGGAAGUACUGAGGGUUAACAGCUCCCAGCAGCAGCCUGCAAGUAAUAAUGGAGGUGAUUGGUCUACACUGCUCCCCAGCGUUGCCCUGGGGGCUAAACUCCAGCCAUCCAGGAGCCUCAUGCACUUUGUUGGCUUCCUUCCUGUCUCACUUGCUUACAUGCUUACCUUGUCACCAUUUUACUUUCAUUUGACCACCUAUGGUUUCACCAGAAUGCUUGCUAAGCGCCUGCUUCUGGGGAAACCUAAAUCAUGA